GAAAUGUUAAACAAUGUGAACAACCGCUCAGUAGUUUAAAUCCUUGUAAAUUGGUUGGCAAUUAUACCGGUGAUACCAUUCCCGCUAAUAUGCUAAUCACUGAUAAAGAUGUGUCCAUAAGACUCAUUACGGACCACAAUAACGUUAAACGAGGUUUUAAUAUCACGUUUGAGACCGAGGAUAUGGGUUUGAACACGAAUGCCGGUGCACUCAUAUCCACUGACUAUUCAAUUCUGGUUAAUAACGCCAACCAUACUGUCCGGCGAGUGGUGUCCACUGGUGUGGACAUCAAUGAGAUCAUUGAAUACGACUUCACCCAAAGACUGGUAGUUGUCUACCAAAGGGACGCCAAACACAUUGAGUUAAUUGAUUUAAAUGAUUGGUCUGAAGUAAACCGAUUCCCAUUGACGGGACGGGAUGUCAGACACGAUCUAAUAGCUUUCGAUUACAUCCAUGACCUGAUCUACUGGUUGGACACGGAUGUAAAAGUGAUAAAAGUAUUGCACAUUGAAAACAGUAAAAACAUAUACACAGUAUGUCCCAUAAAUACGGGAAACGCCAGGGAUUUACGGAUAAAUGUCUUGAAAGGGGUAUUAGUUUGGAGUGAAAUCGGAUUUAAGGCACAUAUCGUUGAAAGCAAUUUAGACGGAAGUAAUCAAUCGGUUAUUUACGACAAUAAUAGACAAGCAUUUCAUCUGACAGUCGACUAUCAGACACAACGAUAUUAUUUCAUUGAUAUCACAGACUAUUCACUCUAUUCUGUGGACUUUUACGGCAAUAAUGAAAAACUUUUCUACACUUCGUAUCCAUUGUUUCAUUCGUUGAACUCAAUGUCGGUAUUGAAUCGCGAUUUAUAUCUAUCUAACGAUCAAAUGGUGUAUAAAAUACCGGAAUUCCCGUUACGUAUACCGAAGGCCGAGGUACUGUUCACUACAUAUGAUGUGAACCAAAGUUUUAGCAAAAAUAAUGAAUACUUUUAUGGGUUUAAGACAUUGAGAGUCAGUAGAGAAAAGUUUUACAGCUUUAAGACAAUGAGUCCACUGUUGAGACCUAAUGCCGUCAAUAGAUGUGAAGCACAUGUGUGUAAAGAACUGGAGCUAUGCAUACCGUUGGGGACAAGCUAUCGGUGUCUGUCCAAGGAAACUGAUAGUGGUAAUCAAGACCCUCCCAACCCCUAUGUUGUAGUACCAAACAAAGGUGAAUCAAUGGACAGUCCGUCUAAGGAGGUGGUGGUUCAACACCCGGUGACAGUCAAUGUGGCCGAUCCGCAGCCCAUGCCUACUCCGGCCGGCAUGUCGGCGCUUAAGACACGAGUGGUGGUGGUGCACAAUAACAUGGUGCCGGUGCCCAUCGAGUGCUUCCAACCGCCCGACUCGGGCACCUGUAGCAAGGAUUUGGCGCNAUAUUUUCACCCUCCCAACCCCUAUGUUGUAGUACCAAACAAAGGUGAAUCAAUGGACAGUCCGUCUAAGGAGGUGGUGGUUCAACACCCGGUGACAGUCAAUGUGGCCGAUCCGCAGCCCAUGCCUACUCCGGCCGGCAUGUCGGCGCUUAAGACACGAGUGGUGGUGGUGCACAAUAACAUGGUGCCGGUGCCCAUCGAGUGCUUCCAACCGCCCGACUCGGGCACCUGUAGCAAGGAUUUGGCGCGCGUUUACUACGAUCACGAGACCCGUACGUGUAAACCAUUUUCGUAUACCGGGUGCGGAGGGAAUGCCAACCGAUUUCAGAGUAUUAAGAACUGCUACCGUAUAUGCCAUCCCUAUAGAUACAAAAUCCGUCCAAAGGUGGCACACGGGAAGGGUAGUGGCAGACAGGCUCUCAAAAUACGACAGGUGCCCGCUCAGCACCAGUAUCAACCUCACGGGUCUGGCGGUGCUCACGGAUUUUCUGCUAUGUCCGGUAUGGGACAGGCAAAUGGUGUACAGGGAUAUGGCGCACAUGGCGGAUAUGGUUCCGGUGGUGGUUUUGGCUAUGGUGGAGGUGGUGGCUAUGGUGGUUAUGGUGGUUAUGGCCAGGGACAGCAACCGGGAAAUUAUUAUGGAAGUGGAUACCAGGGCCAGGGUCAGAUGCAGAAUUUUGGAGCGGGAGGUUACGAAUCUCAGAACUAUGGAGCUCAGAGUCAGGCACAGUCGGCCAACUACGCGGCACAGGGAGCUCAGAGCCAAGCACAGGCGGCCAACUAUGCGGCACAGGGAGCUCAGAAUCAGGCACAGGCUGCCAACUACGCGGCACAGGGAGCAGGGAGUCAGGCGCAGGCGGCUGGCUUUGCAAACUUUGACGAUAUGACUAAUAAUAGGAUAGGACCUCCAGAUGGUGGUGACGAUAAGGGCCAGAAAGCACCGGGUGAUCCCAAAAAAGGUAGUAUAUAUGAGAAGCAGGCAGUGAUGACACCCGAGGGGGCAAAGGUUAAGAACCAAUGGGUCGGCGACACUGAUACGAAAGGACUGCCUAAUAAUUCUGGGAGUAUAUCAGUUUGA
Molecule: messenger RNA, 2480 nt
Organism: Oppiella nova
Lineage: Eukaryota; Metazoa; Arthropoda; Arachnida; Sarcoptiformes; Oppiidae
Source: the annotation of a GenBank genome assembly